CACUAACAUUUUUGCACGUUUGAGCAACUGAUUUUAUUAAUUCACUGUGUUAUUUGUAAGUGAACAUGCGACUGCAUUUUAUCGCCGGCUGCAGUGCAAGUGAGCGGCCGUUGCACUCUCCGGUCGUUGCCUGGUUAUCCUUGAGUGUCUUAUCCUUGCGCAGGACGACGCGUCACGCCAACCUCUUACAUUAUUAUGUUGCCCUGGUAAAUCGCAGGAUAUUUUGUCCCUUUGGGAAUGCCUACAGAAAUCCUAAGGGAUAACGGGGCGGUCCUUAAGAAAUAUUUCUCCUUUUUGCGACUUAAGAUUGGUUAAGUUUCAGUUUGUUAUUGAAAGUUGUGUCUUAUAAACAAAAAUUAAUCACAAAGGUUUUCCUUUCGAGGUCCUCUUCUUUAAAGAUGCCCAUGUCAGUCAAGGAGACGUUUUAACGUUCGUCACUAGUUAAAUAUUUUAUUGUGUGGCCUUUUAUAUGUUACAGCCAAAUACAAGAUUAUUUCGUUGCUUGUAUUUACUUUUAAUGUAAAUUCUUGUCAAUUACAUCCUUAUUGUUUUUAAUAAUUAGUAAGCAGAGGAAUCUAAAAUGAGAAUAAAAAUCAUCUCCUGUCGACUUAUAAGGUCCUGUUAGUUGUUGACGUCAGUCCAAUAUUUCAUACCGCAUCCCUUGGGUACCUCCCGCGUCGCGGAUUGGACAAUCACAGAUUACUUUGCCAAAGUAUCGUUUUUUCUUUAUUUUUUACAUUUAUUUAUUUCUGAAUGCUAUUCCCAUCCUUUACAAAUAUCAUUAAUCGUCGUUUUAACUUCACUAACACAAACGUAACACUUACAACGUGAACUGGUACCGCCCCUUUAUAACAGGAAUAAGGGAAAGUGUUGAAAAAGGUAGGGUGCGUGUUUUGACUGUCCUUGUCGCACGCACGAGCUUUCUGGAAGCUCUUUCAAGUUUAACCUUCGUGUUGGAUAUGGCAUCCUGGUACAUUCCCGCGCCGCCAACGUUGCUGUCGCUAGCCGCUUUCACCGUCAGAUGAACUUUUACGAGCCGUGUGUACUUUGAGCGAGAUGCAGAAAGCUUACAUCUCUCUCGGUUGCUAAGGGCGACGUCGCAACUUAAAGCUAACUUACAAAGGGAUACAUACAAUAGAGCGCGUAGCGGGAAAUACUAGAAGCAUUGAUUUCUGUUAUGUUGCGAUGGAGUUCGUAACCCUCAGCAGCCGACACCGACGACGAGCACCACAAGUACCGCCAUGCCGGCGCUGGUCUCCCGGUUGCCGGACCCCCUCACCAUCGUGCAGGAGCUGCCGACUGCGACGCAGGCUAUUUGCGCCGACGCCACCGACCCCGCCAACCCGCUCGGCAGACUGCGCAGCGCGAUGAAAAACAUCAGUUACACACAGAUGAACGCAUUCUUUGAUGCUUUCCUGAUCUUUUACAGUGAUGAGCAUUUGAGUGAGGAACCAGCUCCCGAGGAGCGUCGCUUGCAGUACAUCAGCGGGUGGGCGGGCGCAGGCACAGCAGCUGUCAGCGAGGGCGGUGCAGCCCUCUGGGUGUCUGGAAGCGAUGUGCGCCGCGCUCGCGCUGUCGUCUCCUGCGCCUGGCUCGUCAUCGACGAAAACGACCCCAGCCAGCCCAAUAUUGCAGAGUGGAUAGCGGAGCGUCCGGGUCGCAAUGGUCGCGUGGGAGCGGACGCGCGGCUGACGUCUGUCACCGAGUGGCAAGCCCUGUCAAGCAGCCUGCAGCGCGAAGGAAUGCAGUUGAUCCACACGCCCACACUGCUCGACCAGCUGUGGGCUGACGAGCCCAACCCUAUGCUGCGCCGACCCGACUUCUCAAGGAUUGUUGCUAAUCUACAUCACCUGGAGUACACUGGGAUGUCCUGGCGCGACAAAGUGUCGGCAGUACGACACGAGCUCCGCGAGCUGAGCGCGGAUGCGAUGGUGGUGACAGCCCUGGACGAGGUGGCGUGGUUGUUGAACGUGCGCGGCCGCGACUUGCCCUACGCCCCGCUUCUCAAGGCAUUCGUCGUCGUCAGUAUGAAAGAGGUCCGCGUGUACGCGCCCCCGGGAAAACUGUCCAUGCCGGUCCGAGAGGCCUUGGCGGUCUACAAUUGUUAUACGUCUUCUAAUAAUUGUACACGGGUUAAUGAAUACACUACAAUUUACUCCGACCUCCGACGAGCGACUGAGACCAAGAUUCUCAUUCCGACUGGAGACACGUUCCAAAGAGGGGCAUCUGCCGCAAUCGCGCAGAGCGUCCCGCAGUCAAAGAGACUCUUCCAGUCUUCUCCCAUUAUCUAUUUCAAAGCACAGAAGAACCAAGCUGAGAUCAAAGGAAUGAAGAAGGCGCAUUUACGAGAUGCUGUCGCGAUGUGCACGGUUUUGAGUUACAUUGAGAGUAUGGGCAAGGCAGGUCUAAACGAGCUAUCAGUGGCAAUGAAAGUAGAUGUGACACGAGCAACACAGGCGGGCUAUGUAGGUCUAGCGAUGCGUACACGGGUCGCUUUUGGUGCCAGCGCCGCAGAACCUGAAUACUACGCCAUUAAUACUACAAGCAGGCGAGUGCUGCUCAACUCCACGAUGGUCAUACAGUCAGGAGGGCAGUAUGAUGAGGGGACUACAGUGGUAACCCGCACAGUUCACUACGGCGUGCCUUCACGGGAGGAGCGUCGAGCAUAUACCACUACGCUGCGUUCGCUGGCUGCACUUAGCACCCUGCAGAUGCCGAGCACGUUGCCCGCCGCCCACGCGGAUCCAGUCGCCAGGGCUCCGCUAUGGGUUGCCAAGCAGGAUUAUCCCUCGAUAACUGGACACGGUGUCGGAGCAGCGCUGAAUAGACGCGAAGAUCCCGUUGUAAUCGACUACAGACAAGACACAAAUUUGCACACGUUUAGAGAAGGAUAUUUUGUUACAAGCGAACCAGCAUGGUACGAGCCAAGAAAGUUCGGUAUAAGGCUUGGGAACGUGUUGGAAGUAGUUGCCAAAUCUAAUGGAUACUUGGGCUUCCACGAAGCGACGCUAUUACCGUUCGAACCCAAACUAAUUGAUAGAAACUUGUUAACUGAAUAUGAGAUAAACUGGUUGAACAUGUACAACGAACGCAUUCGUAAGACGGUUGGCCCAGAACUUAACGACCAGGGCCUCACCGACGUGUAUUACUGGAUGAUGAACAAGACCAUACACAUCGAGCCACCUUCUAAAGCUAGGAAAAUGACCAGCUCUGCCACCAACACAGAAAUAUCUACCCUGUUUUCUUGCCUAAUUCUUUCUAUUUUGAUGUUUUAGGUCAUUUGGUAGAAAAGAAACUAUGUACAACAAAACAUUUUCUAGUUAUUCAUAUAUGUUAAUACA
Molecule: messenger RNA, 3341 nt
Organism: Papilio polytes (common Mormon)
Lineage: Eukaryota; Metazoa; Arthropoda; Insecta; Lepidoptera; Papilionidae
Product: xaa-Pro aminopeptidase 1
Exons: 11
Coding region: 1242-3275 (677 amino acids)
Source: RefSeq, a predicted model, not a curated record